AUGGCCGCAGCUACCGAGCUCCCCGCGACCUCUCUCCGCAUACAUAGGCACCGCAGCCUCGUCCUCGACCUCUCCACCGAGCCAUGGGACGACGGACACGCCACAACAUCGUCCCCGUUGUCUUCAUCGCCGCCUCUGCCCGGUGACCGCCGUCGCUCGAUUCGUGCCGUCCAGUGCUUCCCCGGCCUCGCCCUCGACUCCGUUCGAACCCUGGUGCUGCGUGGCACCUCUUUCAGCUGGCCCUCGAGCCACAGCCCCGCGCCCAAGGACCGCCGUGCUCCGGCCGCCGCCCAAAUGCUCGUCGGCGUCGCUUCCAGCAUCCCCACGAACAGCCACUCACACCGUUGGAUGCGGCGCAUCCCCAAGGUCCCUCCGGGCGGGACCAUCUUCGCGAUCACCGCCGCAGCAUCGCGCCGUCUCUCAAGUAGCGCUCGGGGGCUCGACUUCGACCCGCCCCCGGAGCGGCCACGCGCGCCCAGUCGCAGCGCUGCUCCGCCCUCGAGCUGCUUCCGCCCCUCUCCACAUCCAGUGGGUGGGCCGGCCUCCCCCAGCCGCUCCUCCUCCACCCGCGGCCGCAUACCCGCGCUGGCCUGGUCGUCCGCAUCAACGACCCCGCGUGCCUGCUGCUACGGCCCGCUCUGUCAAACGCCCCGGUGCGCCAGGCCUACCGUGCUACGCCAGCGUCGCCGCCCCUCACCGGCUCCCGCGCUCCUGCCGGCUCGCCGCCCCGCGCUGGCCGGCUUAAGCGCACCCCGACCCUCUGCCUCGCGUCGCCCCGGCCAUCGGCUCCUCCCCCAACCCGGCUGCACCGGCUCCGGCCGGCUUCGGUACCGCCUGCUCGCAGCGUCCGGCUGCGCCCCUCUCCGGCUUCCUCCGCAGGCCCGGCCCACGACGACUCCGGGUCGCCUGCGCCGCCUGCUGGCUCGCGCCCCCGUCGUCGUCUGCCCCUGCGACGCCACCUGCGGUGUCUCGUCCGCCGGCGACUCCCGCGCUGGCCGGCCUCUCGCGCCGCCUACCGGACUCGCCCCGCUCGGCCGACUUCCGCGCUGGCCGGCUCCCCUGCCGCCCUGUGCCCGUCCGCGCCCGGACUACGCGCGCGCCUGCUCCACCUCGAGCCCGGCUGUGUCCGGCUCCCUGGUGCUGCCCCGCGCCCGGCCGGGUCCGGCGAGCGUCGCGCUCAGCCACCCAUCCCCGCACCAGCCGGCUCCGGGUCCCCGCCGGGUCGCCCCCACCUUCGGCCGGGUGCCCCGCACCCGCCGGCUCCGGGUCCUCGCCGAGUCGCCUCCUGCGCGCUCUCACGUUGGCUCCCGCCCCGUGCGCCUCGCACCGCCGCCUCCCGCCGGCCGCGCGGCCCCGGGCCGGCUCCGCCCCGCACGCGCGUGGUGCCUCCCGCUCCGCCGACCGCCGGCUCCGCCCCCGCCCGUGGCCGGGUCGCGCGUGCCGGCUCCGCCUGCCAACCCGGUGACCCGGCGCUUGGCCGGCUCCGCCUGCCAACCCGGCGACCCGGCGCUCGGCCAGCUCCGCCUCGUCUACCGCCUACCACCCGCCGCUGCUCCGCCUGUGAGCCCCGCCUCCGGCCGGCUCCCCGUCGCCGCACCAGGUCCUCCAUGCCGCCUCACCACGCCGGCUCCGGCCCCGAGUGUCGCGCAUCCCGUUGCCGGCUUUGCGCCCGGCCGCGCCCGCGUUGUGCCGGCCCCGGGUGGCUUGCCCCUCAGUCCGGCUGCCCCAGCGCCGGCUCCGGCGGCCCCGCUCGCGGCCGCCUGCUGCUGCGUCCCCUUGCUCUCUCCUGCAGGCGGCAGGCCGGCUGGUCAAAGAAAACUGGCCGGCUAG
Molecule: messenger RNA, 1830 nt
Organism: Aegilops tauschii subsp. strangulata
Lineage: Eukaryota; Viridiplantae; Streptophyta; Magnoliopsida; Poales; Poaceae
Source: RefSeq, a predicted model, not a curated record